CCGCCCGCCGCCCGGGGCCGAGGGUUCGAGUCCCCGCCGCCCCGAGCAUGGCAGCGCCCGUGCGCCUGGGCAGGAAGCGCCCGCUGCCUCUGUGCCCCAACCCGCUCUUCGUCCGCUGGCUCACCGAGUGGCGGGACGAGGCGGCCAGCAAGGGGCGUCGCACGCGCUUCGUGUUCCAGAAGGCGCUGCGCUCCCUGCGGCGGUACCCGCUGCCCCUGCACAGCGGCAAGGAGGCCAAGAUCCUCCAGCACUUCGGAGACGGGCUCUGCCGCAUGCUGGACCAGCGGCUGCAGCAGCACCGGGCGUCGGGCGGUGACCAGGCUUCAGCUUCACCAUCCCGAGCCCCGAAUCCCGCCGGGGAAGGUCCCUCUGCCCAGGACUCUUCCGUGCCAGCUCUGGCCCAGGACACAGCUGGGAGCUCCAGCAGCUACUGGCCAGCCCGGCACUCAGGGGCUCGAGCUGCGCUGCUGCAGCUCUACCAGGAACACCUGAAGCCCGACGGCCCUGGCUUCCUCACCAAGGAGGAGCUGCUGCAGAGAUGCGCCCAGAAGACACCGCGGGUGGCCCCUGGAAAUGCCCGAACCUGGCCGGCCCUCCGGACCCUGCUCAGCAGAAACCUCGUCCUCAGGACCCACCGGCCAGCCAGGUAUUCACUGACUCCAGCAGGCCUGGUGCUGGCCCAGAAGCUGGCCGAGUCGGAGGACAAGUCAGUGGACGUGAACCCUGAGUCUCAGGAGACCCCUGGAGAGGACCCCCAAGAGCCAGGAGAGGCCUCGGCUGAGCGUGGAGCUAUCGGAGGGAGCAGACAUUCAGCAGCUCUGGAGCUGAAGCCUGGGGAAUACAAGGUGCUCCUGUGUGUGGACGUCGGAGAGGUCAAGGGGACGGGGCACCGGGCCCAGCUGCUCCGAGAGCUUCAGCGGCUGCGCGUGGCCCACUCGGUUCGCAAGCUGCACGUGGGAGACUUCGUGUGGGUGGCGCAGGAGACGCAGCCUGGGGACCCUGCAAACCCCCGAGAGCUGGUCCUGGACCAUGUGGUAGAGCGGAAGCGGAUGGACGACCUGUGUAGCAGCAUCAUCGAUGGCCGCUUUCGGGAACAGAAGUUCCGCCUAAAGCGCUGUGGCCUGGGACGCCGGGUGUACCUGGUGGAGGAGUUUGACCGCAUGCAGAACCUCAGCCUUCCCGAGAGCACGUUGCUGCAGGCCGUGACCAACACCCAGGUGAUUGAUGGCUUCUUUGUGAAGCGCACAGCGGACAUCAAGGAGUCAGCAGCCUACCUGGCCCUCCUGACUCGCGGCCUGCAGAGGCAGUACGAGGGCCACACGCUUCACAGUCGGCCCUGGGGCACCUCAGGAGACCUGGAGUCUUCGGCUAGCCCCUCGCCAAACCCCCUUUGCUCACUCCUCACUUUCAGUGAUUUCAACAUGGGAGCCAUGAAGAACAAGGCCCAGUCGGUCCAGGAGGUGUUUGUCCGGCAGCUGAUGCAGGUGCGAGGAGUGAGUGGGGAGAAGGCCGCGGCACUGGUGGAGCGCUACAGCACCCCUGCCAGACUUCUGGCUGCCUAUGAUGCCUGUGCUACCCCUGAAGAGCAGGAAAAGCUCCUGAGCACUGUCAAGUGUGGGCGGCUGCAGAGGAACCUGGGGCCUGUGCUGAGCAGGACCCUGGCCCAGCUCUACUGCAACAAAGGCGCCUUGACCUGAGCUGAGCCACGAAGCAGACACUCCGCACUUUGUCCGCUGAGCCUUUCCCAGAAGCUCAGGGGCCGAGAUAAAGCGUCAGGGCUCAUGGCCUGCUGUUAUGGAGGAACAAGGCCUCCACGUCCAGGCCUGGGGGUUCCCUGGUGGAGCACAAAGACUGCCAGGGAGGUGUGUCACUGGGGACGCUGCAGCUUGGAUUGUAGUUUCUGUUCUGAGUAUUCUGGGUCACAUCAACCUUCCUUUGCCCCAGCAA
Suncus etruscus (white-toothed pygmy shrew) is the source of this 1947-nucleotide messenger RNA. RefSeq names its product MUS81 structure-specific endonuclease subunit (gene MUS81). Gene Ontology annotation, biological process: resolution of meiotic recombination intermediates; DNA catabolic process; double-strand break repair via break-induced replication. The transcript is spliced from 16 exons. The record is from RefSeq and is a predicted model, not a curated record. Lineage: Eukaryota; Metazoa; Chordata; Mammalia; Eulipotyphla; Soricidae. The coding region runs from base 48 to 1697 and encodes 549 amino acids. Gene Ontology annotation, molecular function: DNA binding; 3'-flap endonuclease activity; crossover junction DNA endonuclease activity. Gene Ontology annotation, cellular component: Holliday junction resolvase complex; nucleus.